Messenger RNA from Tetrahymena thermophila SB210, 3732 nucleotides. RefSeq names its product IQ calmodulin-binding motif protein. NCBI's taxonomy places the organism in Eukaryota, Ciliophora, Oligohymenophorea, Hymenostomatida, Tetrahymenidae. The transcript is spliced from 6 exons. Gene Ontology annotation, molecular function: protein binding. The record is from RefSeq and is a predicted model, not a curated record.
AUGGCUAUUGAUCAAGAAUAAUUAUAGACUUACUAGCAGAUAGACAAUUGCUUUAAAGAAUUUUAAGCUUAAAAUGAUUAAAUGUUUUAGUCAAAAUAAGAGCUUUUAGUCCAAAAAAUUUAAUAGGAAAAGUAGAAAUAAAGUUUAUUGAAAUUUUAGCAAUCUAGAUCACCAUAGUCCUCAUAGACCUAUACCUUGAAAAGAAAGCCUUAGCUCAUUUAAUAACUAAUGGAAAAAUCAUCAUAAAAAGAAUCUUUAGAAUAAACUCCUACUAGUAGUACUAAUUCAAAUAAAUAAUAGAAUGAAAUUACUUCUAAUAAAAAAUAAUUAAAUGAAAAAUAAGGGUUGUAAAAGCUUAUAAAGAAAGUAAGUGAAUUCUCCUAGGUAAAAGAUUUUGUUUGGUUUGUAAAUAAGCUGGCUAAGUCUUCUAAAAAAUAUGAUUUCUUGAAAGAUGAUGAAAUAUGCAAACAAUUUGGAAUAGAUUUUAGGAAACUUGAAUAAAUUUAAGAAAUAGAAAAACGCUAGAAGUAUAUUGUCUACACUCUCAUCUCUAAUAUUAAUCAGCAAAUUGAAAAUUUUGAUUAUAAUAGCAAUACAGAUUAAAAAGCUAUCGAAAUCUAAGAGCAAUUAUAAAUAAAAUAGUUCCUCAAAGAUAAUUAAACAAAAAAAAAUGAUAUUUUAGAAUGGAUUAGAGUAAACAGCAAAUAUGAUAACUUGGAAAAAAAAAUUAAAUUAUGUUUGGUUGAGAAUAUUCAUCACCCAUAAAAUACUGAAUACCUAAUAGAAUAAAAAUAAUUGCAAAACUAAAACAUUAAAAUUAGGUAAAAAUCCAAUAAAAAAAGCAUUCAUCUCAAAAUAGUGAAACACGAUGACAUUCCACAAACUGAUAACAGUGCCAGUAUUGCAGAGAGUAAAGAAAGUUUUAGAAACCGUAAGGAUCUAAAAGAAGCAUUGAUUUGGAACAAUGAAACAGAGGCUCAUUUUAAUUUUAAAAAAGCUUAGAUUAAGAAUAACCUUUCUUAAAAAAUUCCCUCAAGCAAUUGGUAUAAUUUGAGCAUGAUACCUAUCAUUUAGGAAGUUUAAGUAGAUUAAGGAGUUGCUCAGUACAGAGAAUAGUUGAUGGAAAAGUUUAAAAACAGAGAAGCACUUACAGAUAAAGAGUUAUAAUUUUUAGCUACCACAAAUGAAUUACUUAACAGAAAUAUUGAUAAAAACUACGUCUAAGACAUAAUAAAUAACCUAGAUGAGUAAGUAAUAGAUGAAAUUGAGACAGGCAUAGCUGAAGAAAUAAUAAUGAAGUAUAAUAAACUAAUUGAAAUUGCUAAAGAAAAAAGAAAUGAGUACUUGAAAAGAAAAGCAAGCAUAUCAGGUAAAAUAAUCUAAAAUAAUGACUACCUUAAAAGGGUAAAAGAAGAAAAAAGCGAGCACUACCACUCUAAUUUAAUGAAAAAUAAAAUUAUAGAAAAGCUAAUCGAGGGAUAUAAAUUAAACGAAAUAAAGAUGCAUGUAAUCAAAUAAGAUAAUCUUCUGAAAAAUUUUGGCAAAAGUUUGAAUGAUAAAUUUGAAAACGAAUUACCAAUAAAUCUAACUUUGCAUUCUCAAAAAUGCAAAGAAUUUUAUUCAAAAUAAGUCCCAGAUAAAAAUAAAUAAUUGAAAACUUUGUACAGCCUUAAGAAUGGAGAAGAAAUAACAAUAGAAAAAUCAUAGAGACUUUUCCAUCCAAGCUCAAUGCUAAUAUUAAAUUCAAACUUAAUUGAUGACUAAAAGUACUAGAAAACUGAUGGCAUAAUUCUUUCUUAAUAAGAAAUUGCAAAAUUAAGCUAAUAAAAAGAAAAAAUGGUCAAACAGAGAAUGUUUAUCAAGAAUUCGAUAAUGAAGAACAAAAAAGAUCUCUUUCAGACAUUUUACUCCAGUGGUCCUUUAGAUGCUGCAGAAGAGUAUGGGGGAAAAAAUUAAAAAAAUGAAUAUAAAUUUGACUUACCUAAAAGAAAUCCAUGGAUAACAGAUGAAAUAAGAACUCAUGCAGCUAUAAUAAUAUAAAAAAAUUAUAGGAUGAGAAUUGCUAAAAAAAAAGCAGCAAUUUUAGAUGAAUAGAAAAUUAGCAAAUUAAUAAAAAGAACCAAAACUAAAAUGGCAGCUAGCUCAUUUAUGAAUCAUUUAAGUAGUUUCGCUUAGCAGUUACAAUCUUUUGAGCAGUAGUAAAAAACAAACAAAGUAAAACCUUCAACACCUAAAAAAAAUCAUAAAGAUACUAUGUCUCCAAGGGAAAGGUAAAUUUUGAUUAAUAUGAAAUUCAAAAAUAAGUAGGAGAUAUUGCAAGAUAGCAUUAUUGGAGAUAAUCAAAGCGUUGAUAGUGAUGAUUAAAAUUAUAGAACAAAAAACAGUACUCCAAUGCAAUCUGCAAAAAAAGGCUUACUCUCGAAAAGUAGGAGCUAAAACCUAUAAGAUACUACUUUUGUAUCAACUACUCUAGGUGCCUAAUCGCCAUAAUCAAUUGUUGGCAACACAUUUUAAAGAUAGGAUUUUAGUUCCUUUAUAGAAAAAUUAAGAGAAUAUAAAGAGAAAGGUGAAAAUAAAAGAAGUAGUGGUUCUGCUUAACUACCAAAAAAUAAUAUAUAAUUAAGCAGAUCUUCUACAAUGUUUAAUAAGACAACAAAUGUUUAAACAGAUAUUUCCAUAUUUUAAGAAACAAACAAAAGCAGGAGAGGCUAAAAUCUACUACAACUAGAUGAUUUUUAAAGAAAAAUUUUAAGUACUUAAGGUUCUGAAAGUGUAAAAAAUGGAAGUAAAAAUUUUAAUCUGUUGACUAUGUAAGAAUAAAUAGCUUCAUUAAAUUUAACUCCACAAUAAUAACAAACUAAAAGAUAAAAAAACUCAUAAAAUUUAGCUUAAAAUAUAAAAUCUUUAAAAUCGGAGCUUAAGAAAACAAAAUAAGAUGAAUAAUAAAGACAAAAUGAUCUAGAAAAAUUGAGGGCAAGAAUGUUUAAAAAUACACUCUUAGUAAAGUAAUAAAAACUUAUUUCAGCAGCUUAGCAUAAUACUUUCCAAGCUAUAAAAAAUGCUGGUUAUUUAUUGAGUAGUAGUGAUGUUAAUAUCAAAGAUAAACAAGGAAAUACACCUCUUUACUACACAGUCAUGAACAAAAAUGAAGAGUUUGUUUAGUACUUGGUUGAUUUGGGUGCAAAUGUUAAUGAGCCAUGUUAAAACGGGAAUACUCCAUUGCAUAUGGCUUUUUAAAUAUAAAAUGAAAAGAUAAUCAUGGAUUUUAUGGAAAAAGGUGGAGAUUUGAACAUAGUUAAUUAAGAUUAAUAAACACCUAUAGCAAUGGGUAGUUUUGAAUUGAUUAAAAAGAUGGGACUCGAAAAUGCAGUAGCAAAAAUUAGCAACUUAGAUUAAAAUAGUAACAAUAACAAUCUUAUUAAAAAGCAAAGUAUCAGUCAAUCAGUAGAUAAUAGAUAUACAAACGGAGCUUUAAAAAUUGAUCUAACCCAAUAAUUUGCUAUUGACAACAAUUCUGUCUUCAAACAGAUUUAUACGAAAAAAACUACUUUCAGUUAUAAAAAUAAAAAUAUGUAGAAAAGAGCUAAUAACUAACAUUUUAACGAAGAAAUUUUAGCUGACAUCGAUUCUGUUGGAAAAAACUAAAAUGCUGUUUACUAAAUUAAAAACAUUUUGAGAGAAAAUCAGCAUACAAUCAAAUCAAAAAGUGUUCAAAUAUCUUCUACCAAAUGA